Messenger RNA from Tribolium madens (black flour beetle), 2693 nucleotides. It is a transcript of the gene Atf3, whose product is annotated as activating transcription factor 3. The record is from RefSeq and is a predicted model, not a curated record. Gene Ontology annotation, cellular component: nucleus. Gene Ontology annotation, biological process: regulation of transcription by RNA polymerase II. Lineage: Eukaryota; Metazoa; Arthropoda; Insecta; Coleoptera; Tenebrionidae. The transcript is spliced from 4 exons. The coding region runs from base 339 to 1376 and encodes 345 amino acids. Gene Ontology annotation, molecular function: RNA polymerase II cis-regulatory region sequence-specific DNA binding; DNA-binding transcription factor activity, RNA polymerase II-specific.
AGUGUAUUAUGUUUGAGUUCAGCGGAGCACGCGGGCGACUUAACUUCGUGAGAGGCAUAUGCGAUGUUUAUUAUUCACGCCAAUCCGGAUUUUGUAAAAUCGUGUCCGAAGUGUCAGAGACUGUUAGUUCGUGAUAAAUAUAAACUAUUUUGUGGUUCGAAUCCUGGUUGUGGCAGGUGGUUUUACGUGAGAUUGCCUUCGCCGAAUUUAGUGGAUUCCCUGAACCACACACGAGAAGUAGCCCCAAGGUGCUAACAGACAAUAUUUUUUAAUUCUGCGAGUGCCACUCGUGUUUGAUUGUGAUUUAGUUUGUAAAAGUGUGAAAAAAACGUGAUAUUAUGCAUAACUUAAACGUAAAUCUGGCCUCAACGGCCGUCAACUCCCAUAACUUAUUGAUGGUGGACAGUGCUUGCACUACACCACGCACUCCUGAAAUCCUCAAUUCGCUGAUAGCCAUGACAAAUCCGAUGGAUAAUUAUUCCUUCGGGAAUAACAACAUCGUGAAAACAUCGACGAAGCCUCCCACGAACAUGUCCAGUGAUUCCAACAGCUCCAGCAGUAGUCAAUUGGAGUCUCCCACGACCAAUCCGCCCAGCGUUCAACAAACAUGCUCGCAACUUAUCAAGGCUGGACUCAAACUUUCGAUCGAGCAAAAACGAAAACUUCAAAGCGACGGAGAAGAUCUCUUGGACCUCGAUAAGUGUAAACGCAUCAAGAAGAACGAGUGUAGCGAGUCGGAGGAGGACAGGAACAAGCAAGAUGGGAUGCUUAAUUGGACGUGGUACGAAAACGAUGAUUAUUCAAAAUUAACGCCUGAGGACGAAGAGCGUCGCCGACGUCGACGCGAGCGCAACAAAAUCGCCGCCACGAAAUGCCGCUUGAAGAAACGCGAAAAGACCGCCAAUCUCGUCAACGAAUCUGAAACGCUAGAAACGCAAAAUAUCGAACUAAAAACCCAACUCCAGGAGCUGCAGAACCAGAAACGCGGCCUUAUCGAGAUGCUGGAACUGCAUCGACCCCUUUGCCAGCACAACAUCUCCCCGGUGACUCGUGAGUGCAUCUAUCGAUUGCCUCCAGUGGGGUCGGUCAUCGAGACCCAUUCCUACAGUCGGCCGGCCUCCGUGGACCCCAACUUCAGGACGCAGAACAUGGAGGUGUACAGCAGGCCCGCCAGUGUAGGGGUCACCAAUAACAUCACCUACCGUCGCCCCAAUAUGAACUUCAAAGCCGAGAGUAUCGUCGUCGAGGAGGUGAACGAGGCCUACCCCCAGUUGACCAACCUGGACAACAUUUCUUACCAUUAUAAUAGCCAGUGUCAUAACUACCCCUCUCAGAAUUAUACAGCGUCGGGAAUGGACAACGGAUGCAUGGCUUAGUCCCUUUCCACCGAUUUCCUGUAUUUUACUAGUGUGAAUAUUUUUAUACUUAUGCAUAUGAUGGGAAUUUCGUUAUGUUGCAAGCCUGAAAGAGCGAAAUUCGAUGGCAGUAAACCUCCGUCCACUCAUGCCCUAUUUCAUUCAGUGGCCUAGUGGUGAAAUAACAAAUAAAAACAAUUUAUUUCAAAUAUUAUCAUUGGAAAGAACAGAUGUAAUUUGUAAUUACAAACUUUCAGUAUUUUCUUCUUACAGCUUUCAAUUAUAUUAAAAAUAUCUUUGCGUGUAAGUCACUACGCCUCUGAUGUGAUUAAAAACGGGAAAUGAGGUUGGGUAAUUUAAGUAAAAUUGCUUCCACUUUAUAGCCAAUAGAAUUUAAAUGUGUAUCGUGUGUGGCCAUCGAUCCAAGGGCUGCCGAACAUAACUGCAAGUUCUCUUGUUAUUGUUAAGUGUCACCUCAUUUGUUACCAGAUCUGAAGAAAAGCUACCAAUGUUGAGAGUUUAUAUUGAUUGUUAAAAAUAUUUUAAUGUUGGUUUACAAUUUUCUUAUCAUUCCAGUGGAUAGAACUAGUAUUUCUUACUUCAUAUUAUUUAUUAUAUUUUUGUAUAUUACUGCCAAAUUUUUACCUAUUUUAUUGCGUGUUGAAAAUAUUUAAUAUUGUUUUUAUUACAUAUUUUUCUAUUUUACUUUUUAGGUAUUUAGUCGUAAAAUCGUUUCUUGUACCUUUUAUUUCCAUUUACCUCUAUUAGAUUAGAGAAAUUACGCAAAAGCAACGUACGAGUGUUUCACCCCCCAAUACGUUACUUUUGUCUGGAUGAAAUAAUCUUGAACACAUAUUUUUAGUUACUUAGGCAAUUUAUUUGCAUAAAUUUGCUUUAAGAACAUUGCUUUAUUCACACAUUUAACAAACUUCAAGUUAGAUUUUCUAGUGCUUUUUGUAUUAUUUUAAACAGUGCCUUAUUGUUACAUCCAGAAACAAUAAAGUGGCAUGUGUUUUUUAUUAUUAAAAGACAAAUUUAAAAGUGAAAUUGUGAUAUUGAUGUUGCGUCAUUUAACUAAAUUCUAAUUCAAAUCAAAAGCAAACAUGUGCCAUCUCACGAGCUUUUUCUAAGCUUUUUAUAUUUCAAACAGAAUUUCGAAGGUUUUACACGUCUCUAAUACUUUGUAUCUUAUUUUCAUUCAACUGAUAUUAAAAUUUUGGUGCAAACUAUUUACCUAUGCGUUACCUGUACUUGUAAUGAAACGGGUAAAGUUUUAAUAUAUUUUUUGAAACUGUGCCUUAAUCUGUGAAUUGAAAAUAAAACCAUGAUAUUAUCCAA